Messenger RNA from Aspergillus mulundensis, 1041 nucleotides. RefSeq names its product NAD(P)H-dependent flavin oxidoreductase. The record is from RefSeq and is a predicted model, not a curated record. Bases 1 to 1041 code for a protein of 346 amino acids. The transcript has a single exon. Lineage: Eukaryota; Fungi; Ascomycota; Eurotiomycetes; Eurotiales; Aspergillaceae. Gene Ontology annotation, molecular function: nitronate monooxygenase activity.
AUGUCAAUCACAACGCCCCUCACCACCCUCCUCAAAAUUCAGAGCCCGGUCCUCCUAGCCGGCAUGGCAAAGGCCUCCGGCGCCGAACUCGCAGCCGCAGUCUCCAACGCCGGCGGACUAGGCGUAAUCGGCGGACUGGGGUACACACCGGAGCAAAUGAACGAGAUGCUCACGGAGCUCAAGGCCCUACUGAAGGACAAAUCGCUCCCCUUUGGCGUGGACCUCGCCCUCCCGCAGAUCGGCGGCAGCGCACGCAAAACGAACCACGACUACACAGGUGGAAAGCUCGACGAACUAAUCGAUGUUAUCAUCUCGCAUGGCACGAAACUGUUUGUUUCUGCUGUUGGUGUACCUCCGGCGCAUGUGAUUAAGCGCCUUCAUGACGCAAACAUCCUCAUUAUGAAUAUGGUCGGUGCGCCGAAACACGCGGAAAAGGCGCUCAAGGCCGGUGUGGAUAUCAUCUGCGCGCAGGGGGGUGAGGGUGGUGGGCAUACCGGGGAUAUCCCCUUCUCUGUGCUUAUUCCGGCCGUCGUGGAUACGGUACAGAAGUAUAAGAGUCCAUUGACUGGACAGACGCCGUUGGUCGUUGCGGCUGGUGGCGUGAAUGAUGGGCGCAGUUUGGCGGCAGCGUUGACGCUCGGUGCAUCUGGUGUCUGGGUGGGCACGAGGUUCCUGGCGACGGAGGAGAGCGGGGCGAGUAGGCUACACAAGCAGGCUGUUGUUGGGGCGCAGUAUGGCGAGACAAAGAGGACGCUUGUUGUCUCUGGCCGGCCGCUACGGUUGCUGCCGAAUGACUAUAUCAAGGAGUGGGAGAAGAAGCCUGAGGAGAUUGCACGGCUAACAUCCCAGGGAAUCGUGCCGAUGGAACAGGAUUUCAAUAAUGAGAAAGACGUGGACCUGCCGUUCUUGAUGGGUGAUGUCUCAGGCAUUAUCACCGAGAUCAAGCCUGCUGGCGUGGUCUUGAAAGAGAUGGUUGCGCAGGCUGCUGAAGUGCUGAAGAGAACUGCUGCUCUUGCUUCGGGCCCUGCGGCCAAGCUGUAA